UGAAGACUGGAGUCGGCUGCCACAACUUGGACCUCGAUAAAAAUACAAAUUUUAUGUUUUACAUUAAUAUAUUCACAUAGGCGUCAAGCACGGAAAGGGUAGUUGGGUUUUCAUGCUUCCGGAAACCGUUACUUCUACUUUCGUUUUUACAAAUGUCAUAACAAAAUAAUUUGUAAACAGGAAUAAAACAUGGCAAAACGGUCUUUGGAGCAGGCUAUUGGAAUCAUGACGGAAAGUGAGGAAACUCGGAGUUCUAUUCCUCGAGUUUUGCGAUAUGCUUUGAUAAACACCGAAUCAUACCCCAAUAAAGGAAAAGAUUUACCAGAUGAUUUUGUAAAAUACUUCAUUCCAGAAUCCGAAUGGUUUGAAAAAAAGAAACGAGGUAAAAAGAAUGACUGGAUGCAAUGUCAAAAAGAAUCCGGACAAACGUUUAUACAGUGGCAACGUUCUGGAAGCUCUUUACCAUUCGGUAGGCGUUCAACAAUAUACCUCAUUCCGUUAGCCUUCAAUGAAGAUUCUAUACCAAAAGAAAUUCUUGAUCCUAUCAAAGCAUUUGCAGCAGUUUUCUUUCAAAUCCCAGUGAAAGUGAUGGGGACAAAAAAGUUCAAUAAAGAAGUUCCGAACAGGAUAAAUGAAAAUUCGAAUACGUACCAAGUGGAUGCUGGGAAAGUUUUAGAGAUAAUGAAACCAUUGGUGCCUAGUGAUGCAUUCUGCGUUGCAGGCAUCACAAUGUGCGAUUUAUAUCCCACAGAAUCAUGGAAUUUUGUCUUCGGACUAGCCAACUUGGCUGGAAAUUGUGGAAUAUAUUCUUUGGCUCGUUAUCUAAGUAACUUUGGUAAAACACAGACGACAGUUUAUGAACCCACAAGUGAAGAAGGUGGAAUAUCAACGAUUUUUAAGAGAGCAUGUAAGACAAUGUGUCACGAGAUUGGUCACAUGUUUGGAUUAAAACAUUGUGUUUUUUAUGAGUGUUUGAUGAAUGGAUCUAAUCAUUUAGAAGAAUCAGAUGGUCGACCUCUAUUCCUCUGUCCUGUUUGUUUAAGGAAGCUCCAGUUUUCGUGCAAGUUUGAUAUAGAGGAAAGAUAUAGACAAAUGAUUCCAAUUUUGGAGGAUUUCGGUUUUAAAGACGAUUCAAAGUGGCUUAAGACAAGACUCGCAAGACUAGAAACACUGAAGAAAGACUAACUUAUGUAAUAAUAAAUGUAUAAACCCAUAGCUCAAGACAAGAAACAUUGAGAAAAGACUAACUUUGUAAUAAUAACUGUAUAAACCCAUCGCUACGAUGUAAUAUUAAUGAAGACCUUUAUUGUGAUUUUGAUAUAAUUAUUAAAUGUAACUAUGCAUACCUGGGUUUUCUAAAAAGGCAAUUUUGCCGUUUUCCUAUUUCACUUUAAAGUCACAUGAAACGAGUGAGUGGUGAAAAAUAAUGUUUAUCCAAUUCUUGAACCAAUGCAUGUAUAUAUCAUAAACUAAGUCCUCUGUGCACGAUUUAAUCAUUAUUUUCGCAAACAUAUCAUAUAAUCGUCAAUUUUUUUUCUCUCUCUGUUUGUUAUGAUUUAACAAAUAUGGCUGCUCAUUAAAUGCCGUGUUUUGAAGCCGAGUUUUACCGAUUGUCACCUUAUAAUAAACAAAAUAACAAAAAGCAUGGGUAAUGAGCACGUGUUUAGCAUGUUUAAUCAGAUAUUUGUUUAUUUCAAUGACAGAU
This is a messenger RNA of Mytilus trossulus (common blue mussel), 1705 nucleotides long. RefSeq names its product archaemetzincin-2-like. The transcript is spliced from 4 exons. Gene Ontology annotation, biological process: proteolysis. The coding region runs from base 190 to 1185 and encodes 331 amino acids. Lineage: Eukaryota; Metazoa; Mollusca; Bivalvia; Mytilida; Mytilidae. The record is from RefSeq and is a predicted model, not a curated record. Gene Ontology annotation, molecular function: metallopeptidase activity.